AUGCGACCAAGCUCGAUUAAGCGCUCCGUCGGGGUCGACCUGGCCCACCGGAUUCAAAAGUCGCGCGUUCUCCUCGUCGGCGCCGGCGGCAUCGGCUGCGAGCUCCUCAAAAACCUCGUCCUCACUGGGUUCGGCGAGGUUCACAUCAUUGACCUGGACACAAUCGACUUGAGUAACCUCAAUCGCCAAUUCCUGUUCCGCCACGAACACAUCAAGAAACCCAAAGCCCUCGUUGCGAAAGAGGUUGCGCAGAAGUUCCAGCCCAGUGCGAAGCUCGAGGCGUAUCAUGCGAACAUAAUGGAUCACCAGUUCAAUGUGGACUGGUUUGCGGGAUUCAACAUCGUCUUCAAUGCGUUGGAUAAUAUCUCUGCCCGACGCCAUGUAAACCACAUGUGCCUUGCAGCAGGCGUGCCGCUGAUCGAGAGUGGGACCACUGGCUUCAAUGGCCAGGUGCAAGUGAUUGAGAAGGGAAAAACCGAAUGCUAUGACUGCAAUGAGAAAGAAACACCAAAGACCUAUCCGAUUUGCACUCUCCGCAGCAACCCGACCCAACCGAUUCAUUGCAUCGUCUGGGCGAAGAGUUGGCUGAUUCCAGAACUUUUCGGAGAAAGCGAGGACGAAUCCGGUACUAUUGAUAGUACAGAAGAUGCAGAAAACGCGGAUGAAAUUCAGAAGCUGCGCGAGGAAGCCUUGGCUCUCAAGGAGAUCCGUGAGUCAAUGGGGUCGGACGACUUCUGCCGGAAGGUUUUUGAGAAGGUCUUCAAGGUUGAUAUCGAGCGAUUGCGCGGCAUGGAGGAUAUGUGGAAAGAGCGUCAGCCUCCGGAUGCUCUCGAAUAUGACAGUAUUGAGCAGGAUCCUGCCUUAUCUUCACCAGCCGCCUCGAAGGAAGAUCGACGAGAGUGGACGCUGAAAGAGAACUUCCUCGUGUUUAAGGAUAGUCUUGACCGCUUGAGCAAACGAUUGAAGGAGCUUGUGGAAAAGGCGACCUCGAGUGAUCCGAAACCACAGCUGUUGUUCGACAAAGAUGACGAAGAUACUUUGGACUUUGUGACGGCAGCAGCCAACCUCCGCUCAAUAAUCUUCCACAUUCCGCAAAAGACGAAAUUUGACACUAAACAGAUGGCCGGCAACAUCAUUCCUGCCAUUGCAACAACAAAUGCCAUGACCGCAGGUCUAUGCGUUCUGCAGUCUUUUAAGGUUCUCCAAGAUGACCUCUCACAGGCGAAGAUGGUGUUCCUUGAGAGGUCUGGCGCCAGAGCCAUUAACUCCGACUCUCUCGAUCCGCCAAAGCCCGGCUGUUCAAUUUGUUCCUCUGCACACGGACGAGUAGCCGCCGACCAGGAGCGCGCGACUCUUGGGGACCUGGUUGAAAUCCUACGGUCAGACCUGGAAUAUGGGGAGGAAUUGUCUAUCGUGAACAGCGCAGGACAAGUGAUCUAUGAUCCAGAUCUCGAGGAAAAUCUCACCCGGAAACUAUCCGAGCCAGCUAUCACAAAUGGCUUCAGCUUUCUUACUAUCCGAGAUGAAGAUGACCAGGACCAAGACCCUCGAGUCAAUCUAGAUCUCUUUUUUGUUGAGAGACAAGAGCCUGCCUCGGAAGACUCGAAGCCAGUUACUUUGCAAGGAACGCUGGAAAUCCCACGGAAACCUAAGAAAAAGAACACGGAGCCGGUUUUUGAAGACGCGUCUACGGCCAAUGGUACAAGCGGAUUGGGUAAACGCAAGCGCGAUGGGGAAGACGAAGUCAUGACCAAUGGCCACGUCGCAAAGAAAGUUGCUGGUGAACAGGCAAAUGGUGACAGCGAUGAUCUAAUUGUCCUUGAUGAAGAGGACAGCGGCGCAAUCUUGAUCGACGACUAG
Molecule: messenger RNA, 1860 nt
Organism: Penicillium argentinense
Lineage: Eukaryota; Fungi; Ascomycota; Eurotiomycetes; Eurotiales; Aspergillaceae
Product: E1 ubiquitin-activating protein ubaB
Exons: 10
Coding region: 1-1860 (619 amino acids)
Biological process (GO): protein sumoylation
Cellular component (GO): cytoplasm; SUMO activating enzyme complex
Molecular function (GO): SUMO activating enzyme activity
Source: RefSeq, a predicted model, not a curated record